Molecule: messenger RNA, 2205 nt
Organism: Glossina fuscipes
Lineage: Eukaryota; Metazoa; Arthropoda; Insecta; Diptera; Glossinidae
Exons: 2
Coding region: 56-463 (135 amino acids)
Molecular function (GO): odorant binding
Source: RefSeq, a predicted model, not a curated record
UAGAUCUUUGUUCAAGAAACUGUUGGAUCUCGUUCUCGAAAGAAAUCAAUUAACCAUGAAACUCUUCACAAUAUUAACAAUUUUGGCAGUAACUGCAAACAUCGCUUCCGCUUUAAGAGCAUUUGCAGUGAUAAAGAAUAUGUUGGACUGCCAUGAACGCUUGGGAAUCAAUGAGGAGGACUUAAUGGUUGUUCAAGAUUUGUCUGAAAUCAAAGGCGCUUCGGAAUACACGCCCGGUCAACAAUGCUCCAUAUAUUGUCAAUCUGAAGCUUACGGAUUUACGCGACGCGGUCAAUUAAAAAAAUGGUUUAUGCGUAAACAGCCUAGAAUUGCGAAAAAAUACAAUUUGGAAAAGAUAUUUCAAAAUUGCAAACGAUAUGCAACAGACACAUGUGAUGGACCUAUCCAUUUGGCACAAUGCGCUCAGCAGUACCCCCUGCAUGCAGGAGAGCAUAACCUAUAAAUUGAUGUAAAUUUUUGAAAUAAAUACAAAAAAGGCUUGAGCUGGUUUUUCAAAAAAUUUCGAAACGUUUAUCAUGGAGCUAUCGGCAAGAAGUCAAACAAUUUUUUUUUUUUUUUUUUUUUUUUUUUGGUGCGCAGAUCACCACUCAAGUCAAUUAGUCAGUCAAUUUUUCUACGUUAGUUGCAUCCGAAGAUAAAUUAACGAAACACACACACUCAACUUAUUAAACGAUUUUAAAAUCCGCCUGAGUAGCCUGAGUAAGUAAAGGAUUCCGACUGACGACUUAAUGAUCGUGGAUUCAAAUCUCUCUUUAUAAUCAAAAAUACUCUUCAAUGUUUUGAAUAAUUUAUCACAUAACAUGUAGGAGAGUUACAUUCACCCCCAUUAAAAUCAUUGCGGCACCAAACUUUUAUUUACUGCCACGAAAAGGUGAUAAAGAGAAAAAAUUUAUCUUUCACUUUUACUCCACUAAGUGCUAUUGCGAAGAAAAACUAAUCUGCCACGUCGUGACGUCCACCAUAAUUAAUUUGGAAUUAACACUCUCCAAGUGCUUCUAUCAAUAUCAUCGGCGUUAUUAAGGAAAAAUUGACCCACCAGAUCGUUGUGUCCAUCAUAUUUCAUCAUGUUCUAUUUUGAACAUUCCGUUGUGUCUGCCUUACGAUAAUUAAGCACAAAAGUGAAAAAAAAGAAAAUUGAAUCAAUUAACUUCGUGUGGGCAUGGCAUUUCUCCCAUUAUUGUACAUAGAUAGUAGUGGGUUACAUAGAGUAAAUGUUGAAAAUUUUAGCCUUCUAUCUUUUAUAAUUUGUGAGUAAUGAGAACAGACCGCACAAAUUUUUGUUUGUAGCUGCGCGCUUUUGCUCUGACUAGGUUCGCCUAUUGUCAAUGCCAACUUGCGCGCAAAGAAUUCUAGUGUUUCUACCAAAUUUAAAGUCGAUGUCUUCAUCUUCUGAGUCUAGACGAGUCCAAACAACACACGUCACACAGACACACAGAAGGAUCGACAUGGUUUAUUCAAUUGAGAAUUCCAUGCUGCUCAAGACUAUAUACACUCUAUAUGGUCUCUGAAGCUUCCUUUUGACUGUUGCCAACAUUAUGACAAAGUGAGUGUAGCCCCUAUCUCAUAUCCCUAUACUUUUCAGUGGUCGGAUUAAUUGUCAUUAUAAAGUAUUAUUAUUAAUUGAUUAGCUAAAUCAAACUGAACCAAAUACUCAUAAGUACGGUCGGCAACAGAUUUUCAUGAGAGCUUGACGCUGCGCAACUAAACACUGAUCAGAACAUGGUUUUGAACUGGUUGCGUAAGACUAAACACGAAGAAAAUUUUGACAUUUGAAUAUCAUAAGAAUUAGCAGCGGAAAGUUUAAUGGACUUUUUCAUAGCCGUUGCUGUUGCAAAACCAAGUCCAGUCCUUUUGAAAAUACCGAUAUCGGGCGAUGAAAAAAGGAUCGCCUCUCCGAUAAUGCUGUGAACGGUAUGGAUCACUAUGUAGCAAAGGCCAAAUUAAUGUGAUUAUGGAAUGUGGGAUCGUAAAUGAUGAGGUGUUCGAACCUAGCUUGAGGAUUGACUUCACUUUCUACUCUUAAUAAUAGAGAGUAAUUGACGUGACACUAGCAUUCUCAAUGACUCGACAAAAAAAAUUGAAAUUUUAUUGGGAUGUCUUAAUGCAAUGCCGCGGAACAACACGCACUAUUUAACAAAUAUUUGUUUUGCUUUCCGCAGAACUCUCUUAACGAUGCAAAGCAAA